Molecule: messenger RNA, 2581 nt
Organism: Schistocerca cancellata (South American locust)
Lineage: Eukaryota; Metazoa; Arthropoda; Insecta; Orthoptera; Acrididae
Exons: 8
Coding region: 227-781 (184 amino acids)
Source: RefSeq, a predicted model, not a curated record
UGUUCCAAAAGAACACACAAGUUCUGCCAGGGAUGGGAGUACAAGCAGACCAGAACCAGAAACAGAUCCAAACCAACAAACAAAUUCUGCCAGUGUUGGGACUGCAAUCAGACAAGAGCCAAGCAACUUUCCAGUCAGAGAACCAAUCACUGAUGCAGAGAGGGGACUUCCCGAAGAUUGUUGCUGUAGUUUCUCCCUCAAGAAGGACUCCAUCAUCGAUGCUCUCAUGUGUCUGAGCUACUUCCCAGUCAAAAAACCUACCACUGUUGCAGAGGUGGUAGCUCUCAACGAUUGGUGCUGUGGACUGUCCCUCGAGACGGGCGCCAUGAUCGCUGGUGUCCUGUUUCUGGUAUGGAGCCUUGUGCAGAUUGCGAUAUCAUCACUCAUUUUGUUCAUGCUGGGCACCUAUUACCGUUUAUAUGAGGCAGGAUCAGUUACUGACAUAGUGAUGACUGCAUACUUUAUAUAUUACAUUAUCGAGGCUAUCUGUAACAUAAUUCUCCUCCAUGGAAUCGUCAAGGCGAAGACUGUCUUGUUUUUACCAUGGUUGAUUAUUAAAACCCUGGGGGACAUAGCAGUGAUCGUAAUAGCUGUUAUCGCAUGGUCUGCUGUUUUUUGGUAUGAACGUCCUUCUGUCGGUAUCAGUAUAUUAUUUAUGUGCAUCAUCUACUUGUUGCCCAACGUAUACUUCCUGCGAGUUGUCUACAGCUACUACUGGAUGCUCGAAAAGAACCCAGAGUCUGACAGGCUGGUACCUAAGAAUGAGAAUAUACAGUUGUGAACUGAGAUGUUUACUUUUGUAGUUUGAAUCACCAUUAUUUCUGUGAAACACUUAGCUGAUGAAACUGCUUUGGACGUCUGUGAAUGUUGAAGAAAGAAUGGUUAUUAUUAUUAGUAUUAGUUUUGACAGUGAAUCUAGAAUCCAUGUACUUCAUUUAUCGUUAAUGGUGUCUACACUUUAUAACUCAGACUAGACUUACUGCUUCCAUUCUCAUAAACAGUGGAUUUCAUAAAUAAUGCCAGAGACUAUUGAAGGAUACAAGAAUUCAUUUUGCAGUGUUUUCCAUUGACUUUUGUGUAUAUAACCGUCGACUGUUGCAACUAGUAAAGAAUAGUUAAGUAGUUGUUAUUCAGUGUUGUCGGAAAAAACGUACUUAUUUAUUUUCAUUAUGUGUGUCACUGUGACUGAAUUUCAAUUUUUGUAACAUAAUGAUGAUCUUCAAUCAAUGUUACAUGUCAUUUGUAGACAAAAAAUAAGACUUUUAGACUAUUUAAUUUUCUUAAAUGAAGAUUAAUAGUUGAAUGUAUUUUUAUUGAAAUUAAUAAAUGUAAAAUUUCUGUUCCAUUAUCUUUGUUAAUUUCCUUGUAAAAUUAAAUCCAUGUCAUGAAAACACUGAUUUUUGUAGAUAAUUGGCAGUCAUCUGUUAGGCUGUACAACAAAAGGAGCUGACAUAAAAUAAUGCUGUUAACAAAUGCAAGCAAUAUUAUUUUCAAGUUAUUAGGACUGUACAUGAAUAAAUUAUUUUUUUAUCAAACUAGAAUUGCUGAUUUAAAUAAGUUCCAUAUAUAAAUCCAUCAAUCUCUUUUAAAAAUUUUGAAUUAUAAAAUAUCAGCAGUUUGGACUUACAGUAGCUUAUCCCAGGGGUUGCCUGUGUAAAUCAUGAUAUUCUUUCAUAGAAGUAAUACUUUAUUAAAUUUCUGUGUAUAGCCAUCUGCUGUAAGAAGUAGAUUAAAGUGUGUUAAAUAAUUCAGUUAAUUCACACAUUAUUUGUAUGGGAAAAAAUUAUAAGGUUCGACAAAGGAUUUCUAUUGUUGUUGCUUUUUAUGUCUUGUCUGUGCUUUGUUUAACUUUGAUCCAUAAAACACAGAAUAUUUAAUAAAUGCCAUACACCAGUAGUAAAGUGAUGCAGUUUAAAUGUUAAAGUAUGUGGUUCAACUAGUUCUGCUGUAAAAACAGUUGCCUAGUAUUGGAACACAUAAAUGAGUAAAAUAACAUGCACGACAUUGGUGCCACUUAAUAACUGUGCAAAAUAAAGAAUUUAGAAUUAUAUAUUUAAGUAAUGGGAAACACUAACAACUGGCUCAGCAUACAUUUUGGCUUUGGUGCAAUUUAUUCUCAGCAAUACAAUUCAAAAUAAUGUAUAUCAUUAAGAUUCUCAUAUACAUACCAGAAGGAAAACCAACCUAUACUAAUCAGUAGCAUCUAUAAUUCUGGCAUCAUAAAAUAGUAACAGAUAUAACACUCUUUUAUAAUCAGGCUCUGAAAAUAAAAUGUCAGAGAGACCGCAGUGAAGUGUGCUCUGAUCUGAAACUUCCUGACAGAGUUAAGCUAUGUCCCAGUACAUGGUUUCCCACAUGGAAGUGCUCACUCAGCUAAGCCAUCCAAGUAACCGCCCUCGCAGCUUUGCUCCUGCCAGUACCUUUUGGUCUUGAGACGUGCUUCAAUAUCUCAACAGGCUGAACACUUUCCUGUGAAAGCUGGUGAUACUGAGAUUCUCAAACUAUGUACUUUUCCAUGUUUUUACUCACUGUUUAAAAUGUUGUAUAAUAAAAUGGCUUACCACAUGUCGCAACCCUGUAA